CACGCGCAGUGCCAACACACAGUUCUGUCCUGGAGUGAGAGGUGAGAGAAGCAAUAACCCAUGCAUUGAAGCGAGGACGCUUACUUCAGAUCCCGACCACAGACCACUUCACGGUGCAAUUGCACAUCUCUUCCAGACUCCGCGGAGAGAUGUGGCUGCUGGAAAAGAUCCGUGGUUCAGUAGAGGGAAACAUUCUCCGGCAGGGAGACUCGGCUGACAAACAGAGCAAAGCCCCCACCUACAGCAACGUCCUCACCCCUGACAAGAUUCCAGACUUCUUUAUUCCGCCCAAAUUGGUGUGCUGCCCUCCAGAAGAGGAGUCGCCGGAAAUGAAACCAAAAAACGGGCUCCAUUCUUCCUCGUCAGAGCAGACCAUAUGCUGCAAGACACCACAGGGCAGUCCGCGCAGCCCGCGCCUCAUUAACAAGCUGGCUGGAGACACCAAGAACUUGCUCAAAGCUGCAAACCGCCACAUCAUCCAGAUUGAGAGCGCAGAUGACUUGGUGGUUGGGGAAGUGGGGGAUCUCAAUACAAACGCUGAUCCCCAGUCGCAGACGGCUAUGUCCUUGCCCUAUGUACCCAAAGCACAAACCUCCUAUGGUUUCGCUACGCUCAUGGAAAGUCCUCACACGAGACGUAAAGAGUCCCUCUUCCAUAGCGACCCCACAAGUCCCCUCACCUCUCCCAACACCCAACGCAAGUCGCAGGGCAACCACUUAAACCCUAGCGACUGUAACGUCUCCCAUUCCAACCCCUACCGGUACUUCAGUGGAGGGGAGAGCGACACUUGCUCCUCGGCUGAGUCCUCCCCGUUUAACUCCCCUCUGUUGUCCCGUUCCGCAUCCCUCAUCAAGAUGUUCACCCACGAAACCCAAGCCAAAGUGUCCCGAGCCAAGCGCUCCUUCGGCAGGCACAGCUCUCUCUCCACAGAUGAAUGCAGCUCUGUGGAGACAAGCCCGAAUAUUCAAAGGCGCUUCCGUUGCCCUCCUUCUCCGGCAUUCCGAGGACGCAAACACGGGGGCAACAUGGAUCGCUUCACACAGCACACCGUCAACCUCCACAAGGGAGGAACGUUACGCAUCUGCACAGACUACGACAUUGACGCUGCCAGGCUUCACGUCCGCGUGCUGGCGGCCGAGGCCCUCUACGAUAAGCAGUACGAUGUAAAGAGCAUCAACUGUUGCGUGGCUCUGUACCUGAACCCGGGUAAGCUCCAGAAACAGCGGAGCACCAUUAUCAAGAACAGCCGGAACCCUGUCUUCAACGAGGACUUCUACUUUGACUCCCUUCCGGUUGUGCAGGUGAAAAACCUCGCCAUCAAGAUGAAGGUAGUCAACAAAGGCACCAGUCUGAAGAGAGAUACCUUAUUGGGAGAGAGGGAGGUACCCCUGAAGGAGUUGCUUUCUGGGAUCUAGAGGUCAGAUUUUGUCCUCCAGACACACCAGUGCGGUCUUCACCUAACAGAACCAGACAAGGAAAUAUCCCAGCUUUGAAUCCUCAAAGUGGUUUGGUCCGUUUAGUUGCAGAACUCUCCAACUAACUGUGUGCAGCUUCCCAACAUGUUUACCAGCAGUGAGAGUGUAUGGAUGUACAGUACUGUAUGUGUAAGAUAUUCUGUAGAUUUGGCCCAUGAGUGUACAGGCAUGCUUCGAUUGUAUACAUGAGUUCCCAGGGUUUGUUGAGACCAGUGUCUUCUUGAUUCCAGACCCUGUUGGGUCUCAUUUUUGGAGACACAGAUAGAUAAAACAGCUCCCCGUCCACAUGGUGUAUCUUGACAACAAAAGCACAUUAUUGUAGACUGAUGCUUUGAAGUCACUUAAGGCCAGAUGCAAAUGCAUGAUUCAUCAGCCGUUUGAGCCUUAAAAUGAAGAGAAUGACAAAAAUAUAUUUGUCCCCAAUAUUGCUAUAAUAACAGUGUUUUGCCUUGUGCCUCUUUAAUUCCACUCUUGAGACUGUGACAUUUCUCUCAAUCACACUGUAAAACUGGACUUUUGAUGUUUUUUUUUCUUUUUGAAAGCUGAAUCUGUGCAGUUCAAAACACCCUUCAGCCUUAUUGAGUGACAAGCUGCUCACUUUGAGUGACACAGAACUUUAGAGAGGGC
Carassius carassius (crucian carp) is the source of this 2102-nucleotide messenger RNA. Its product is annotated as C2 calcium-dependent domain-containing protein 4C-like. The coding region runs from base 150 to 1415 and encodes 421 amino acids. The transcript is spliced from 2 exons. The record is from RefSeq and is a predicted model, not a curated record. Lineage: Eukaryota; Metazoa; Chordata; Actinopteri; Cypriniformes; Cyprinidae.